Molecule: messenger RNA, 2058 nt
Organism: Anguilla anguilla (European eel)
Lineage: Eukaryota; Metazoa; Chordata; Actinopteri; Anguilliformes; Anguillidae
Gene: kbtbd4
Product: kelch repeat and BTB (POZ) domain containing 4
Exons: 5
Coding region: 196-1770 (524 amino acids)
Molecular function (GO): protein binding
Source: RefSeq, a predicted model, not a curated record
UUCUCUCAAGUGUUGCUUAUAUCUACGGCCUCCACUGUGAAAUUGUGGUUGGCAUCCGUUUUAAUUCCGCUAACAUAACGUUAUUUAAAAUAUCAAAUAUAAAGACAUAGACUAACGUUGCUAGAUCUAAUAGGUCGUUUUCUGAAAACGUCCAGACACUACAAUUGACGAGUAACGUUACAGCAGGUGGCUAAAAUGGAGUCCUGUGAUGAUGGAGGGCCACUCAAUGUAGGGGGUUCAGUGGGAGAGGAGAACUAUUUCCUGGGAUACACUUUCACUGAUCGCUCGCACUCCAGUCGGGUCGUAAAGAGCAUCAUGGACCUGUGUCUGGAGGAUGGGCUUUUUGCUGAUGUAACUGUCAUGGUUGAUGGAAAGGAGUUUCAGCUGCACAGGUUGGUGCUGUCAGCCCAGAGUUGUUUCUUUCGCUCUAUGUUUACCUCCAACCUGAAGGAGGCGCAUAACCGAAGUAUUGAACUUAAGGAUGUAAGUGCCCCAGUAUUUCAGUUGCUGGUGGACUACAUUUACCACGGCACUAUCAAGCUGCGGGUUGAGGACUUGCAGGACACCUACGAAUUGGCUGACAUGUACCAGCUGACUGCCCUCUUUGAGGAAUGUUCCCGCUUUCUCUCACGCACCGUGGAGGUCAAGAACUGUUUGCAGGUGAUGUGGUUGGCAGACAGGCACAGUGACCAGGAGCUCUACACAGCUGCCAAGCAUUGCGCCAAAAUCCAUCUGGUGCAGUUGCACCAGACAGAGGAGUUUCUUAACCUGCCCCUCCGUCUGUUGAUGGACAUCAUUAAAGAUGGUGUUCCGAGCUCUCAGAAUCCUACUGUGGCCAUUGAUUCCUGGAUAAACCACAAUAAAGUGGAGCGGCAGGAGUUUCUGACUAUUCUCCAGGAUAGCCUGAAGGAGAUCGGCGAGAACGUGCACAUCUACCUGAUCGGGAAGGAGGAGACGCGCACGCACUCGCUGGCCGUGUCGCUGCACUGCGACGAGGACGACGCCAUCAGCGUGAGCGGCCAGAACAGCCUGUGCCACCAGAUCACGGCGGCCUGCAAGCACGGCGGCGACCUGUACGUGGUGGGCGGCUCCAUCCCGCGGCGCAUGUGGAAGUGCAACAUGCACACCAUGGACUGGGACCGCUGCGCCCCGCUGCCCCGCGACCGCCUGCAGCACACGCUGGUCUCCGCGCCCACCGAGGACGCCAUCUACUCGCUGGGCGGCAAGACCCUGCAGGACACGCUGUCCAACGCCGUCAUCUACUACGGCGUGCAGGGCAACGUGUGGACCGAGACCAGCCAGCUGGACACGGCCGUGUCCGGGGCCGCCGGGGUCAACCUGGACGGCACCAUCUACCUGCUGGGCGGGGAGGAGAACGACAUGGACUUCUUCACCAAGCCCUCGCGCAUCAUCCAGUGCUUCGACACGGCCGCCCAGAAGUGCCACACCAAGCCCUACAUGCUGCCCUUCGCCGGCUGCAUGCACGCCACCGCCCACAAGGACCUGAUCUUCGUGGUGGCCGAGGGCGACUCGCUGGUCUGCUACAACCCGCUGCUGGACAGCUUCACCCGGCUGCGCUUCCCCGAGGUGUGGAGCUGCGUGCCGUCCCUCUGGAAGGUGGCCAGCUGCAACGGGUGCAUCUACGUCUUCCGGGACAAGUGCAAAAAGGGCGACGCCAACACGCUCAAGUUCAACCCCGCCACCUCCGUGGUCUCUGUCAUCAAGGGCCUCAAGAUUCUCCUCACAAACUGGCAGUUUGUCCUGGCUUGAUUGGUGGCCGAACGGCUUUUGAAGCGAAAGCAUUAUGUCAGCUCGAUGGCAUUGAGCUUGGGGCUUAUAGAGAGAACUUCUGAAGUUCACUAGCCAUUGUUACAAUCACAGUGCUUAGACUUUGGGAAACUGAAUAGAUUGUCUUGUUUAUUUAAUCAUUUCAUUCACAUUCAGUCUCUGUAGUCCUCAUGUUACUAUCCAGCUAUUUGGUACGCAGUGGACGUCAGCAUGUAGGAUUAAUAUAUCUUGCAACACCAGAUUUACCCCCCCCCGCCCCCCCCCCCCCCC